Messenger RNA from Microplitis mediator, 6133 nucleotides. It is a transcript of the gene RpII215, whose product is annotated as DNA-directed RNA polymerase II subunit RPB1. Gene Ontology annotation, molecular function: DNA binding. The transcript has 3 exons. Lineage: Eukaryota; Metazoa; Arthropoda; Insecta; Hymenoptera; Braconidae. The record is from RefSeq and is a predicted model, not a curated record. Gene Ontology annotation, cellular component: RNA polymerase II, core complex. Bases 103 to 5823 code for a protein of 1906 amino acids. Gene Ontology annotation, biological process: transcription by RNA polymerase II.
ACUACCAGCCGCAACGAUGGGCUGGUGGUAGCCGCCACUGCGGGCGGUUAGACCGAGCCGAGUCGCGACGCAGUAGGCUAGACAAGCCUUAUUGCUAACAAAAUGGCCACGUCCGACUCGAAAGCUCCGAUAAGGACCGUUAAAAGAGUGCAAUUUGGUAUUCUUUCUCCAGAUGAAAUCCGCCGUAUGUCUGUCACCGAGGGUGGCAUCAAAUUUCCUGAAACGAUGGAAGGAGGCCGCCCAAAACUCGGUGGUCUUAUGGACCCGCGGCAGGGUGUCAUCGACAGGAAUUCACGAUGUCAAACUUGCGCUGGUAACAUGACAGAGUGUGCUGGUCAUUUUGGACACAUUGAUCUAGCUAAGCCGGUAUUUCAUGUUGGAUUUAUCACUAAAACAAUUAAAAUAUUACGGUGUGUAUGUUUCUACUGUUCAAAAUUACUUGUAAAUCCUCACAAUCCCAAAAUCAAGGAGAUUGUCAUGAAAAGUAAAGGCCAGCCUCGUAAGAGGCUUACGUUCGUCUACGAUUUGUGUAAAAGUAAAAAUAUUUGUGAAGGAGGAGAUGAAAUGGAUAUCAACAAAGAUGGUAUCGAAGCACCACCACCUGGAAGCAAACAAGGGCACGGUGGAUGUGGUAGAUACCAACCAACGUUACGUAGAACUGGACUAGACAUAAGUGCCGAGUGGAAGCACGUCAACGAAGAUUCGCAGGAAAAAAAAAUUGUUUUAACAGCCGAACGUGCUUGGGAAAUUCUCAAGCACAUCGUUGACGAGGAGUCAUUUAUACUUGGAAUGGAUCCAAAAUUCGCAAGACCCGAUUGGAUGAUAGUCACAGUCUUACCAGUUCCUCCACUGUCAGUAAGACCGGCUGUCAUCAUGUACGGGUCUGCUAAAAACCAAGACGAUUUAACUCACAAGUUGGCUGACAUCAUCAAGGCCAAUAACGAGUUGUUGCGUAAUGAGCAAGCUGGUGCAGCUACACAUGUAAUCUCCGAGAAUAUUAAAAUGCUGCAGUUUCACGUGGCGACUCUCGUUGACAAUGACAUGCCGGGGAUGCCAAAAGCUAUGCAGAAGUCUGGUAAACCCUUAAAAGCCAUCAAAGCAAGACUGAAAGGUAAGGAAGGUCGUAUACGUGGUAACCUUAUGGGUAAACGUGUUGACUUCUCAGCCCGUACUGUUAUCACGCCCGAUCCAAAUUUACGUAUUGACCAGGUCGGUGUACCCCGUAGUAUUGCUCAAAAUUUAACAUUCCCGGAAAUAGUUACUCCAUUUAAUAUUGACAAAAUGCAGGAACUAGUACAGCGUGGAAAUUCACAGUAUCCUGGUGCCAAGUAUAUCGUACGAGACAAUGGUGAGCGUAUUGACUUGAGGUACCAUCCAAAACCAUCAGAUUUACAUUUACAGUGUGGGUACCGUGUUGAGAGGCACAUUCGAGAUGGUGAUUUAGUUAUUUUCAACCGACAACCCACUCUGCACAAAAUGAGUAUGAUGGGCCAUCGUGUCAAAGUCUUACCUUGGAGUACAUUCCGUAUGAAUUUAAGUUGCACGUCACCUUACAACGCUGAUUUUGAUGGUGAUGAAAUGAAUCUUCACGUUCCGCAGUCUAUGGAGACACGAGCUGAAGUUGAGAAUAUUCACGUGACACCACGUCAAAUUAUUACUCCACAAGCAAACAAACCCGUCAUGGGUAUUGUACAGGACACGCUCACGGCCGUCAGAAAAAUGACUAAACGUGAUGUUUUUAUUGAGAAAGAACAGAUGAUGAAUAUACUGAUGUUUUUACCAAGCUGGGAUGGUAAAAUGCCACAGCCGUGUAUUUUAAAACCUAAACCUCUCUGGACUGGUAAACAAAUAUUCUCCCUUAUUAUUCCUGGUAAUGUCAAUAUGAUCCGAACUCACAGUACCCAUCCAGAUGAAGAGGAUGAAGGUCCGUACAAAUGGAUUUCUCCAGGAGACACCAAAGUAAUGGUAGAACACGGAGAACUAGUUAUGGGUAUUUUGUGUAAGAAAACCCUGGGUACAUCUGCCGGUUCAUUGCUUCAUAUUUGUAUGUUGGAGUUGGGUCACGAAGUGUGCGGUAGAUUUUAUGGUAACAUCCAGACUGUAAUCAACACUUGGUUAUUACUUGAAGGUCACUCGAUUGGUAUUGGAGACACCAUUGCCGAUCCGAUGACUUAUUUGGAAAUCCAGAAGGCUAUUAAGAAAGCCAAAGAGGAUGUAAUAGAAGUAAUUCAGAAAGCCCACAACAUGGAACUGGAGCCGACACCUGGUAAUACACUGCGACAGACUUUCGAGAAUCAGGUAAACAGAAUUUUGAACGACGCUCGUGACAAAACUGGAGGUUCUGCUAAGAAAUCCUUGACUGAGUACAAUAACUUGAAGGCUAUGGUAGUAUCGGGAUCCAAGGGAUCUAACAUUAACAUUUCUCAGGUUAUUGCUUGUGUAGGUCAACAGAACGUCGAGGGUAAACGUAUUCCAUUUGGUUUCCGAAAACGUACUCUGCCGCAUUUCAUAAAAGACGAUUACGGUCCCGAGUCUCGAGGCUUCGUUGAGAACUCAUAUCUUGCUGGUCUUACUCCUUCGGAAUUUUAUUUCCACGCUAUGGGAGGUCGUGAAGGUCUUAUCGAUACUGCUGUAAAAACUGCUGAGACUGGAUACAUUCAACGUCGUUUGAUAAAGGCUAUGGAGUCUGUAAUGGUACACUACGACGGCACAGUAAGAAAUUCUGUCGGUCAAUUGAUCCAGUUGCGUUACGGAGAAGAUGGUUUGUGUGGAGAGACAGUUGAGUUCCAGAAUCUACCGACGAUUAAAUUGAGUAACAAAGCAUUUGAGAAAAAGUUUAAAUUUGAUCCCAGCAAUGAAAGAUAUCUCAGACGAAUAUUUUCUGAGGAUAUUGUAAGAGAAAUGAUGGGGUCUGGAGAAGUUAUCUCUGAGCUUGAACGUGAAUGGGAUCAAUUGUCCAGGGAUCGUGCUAAUCUACGUGAAAUUUUCCCCAGCGGUGAGUCAAAAGUUGUAUUACCUUGUAAUCUACAGAGAAUGAUCUGGAACGUACAGAAAAUUUUCCAUAUCAACAAACGAGCGCCCACUGAUCUCAGUCCUAUGAGAGUUAUUCAAGGUGUCAAAGACUUACUGGAGAAGUGCAUUAUUGUAGCUGGUGAAGAUCGUUUGAGCAAACAAGCCAACGAAAAUGCUACGUUGCUUUUCCGUUGUCUUGUACGUUCAACUCUGUGCACAAAAUGCGUGUCCGAAGAAUUCCGAUUGUCAAGUGAGGCCUUUGAAUGGUUGAUUGGAGAAAUAGAAACACGGUUCCAACAAGCUCAAGUGUCACCCGGUGAAAUGGUCGGUGCACUGGCUGCUCAAUCACUUGGUGAACCUGCAACUCAGAUGACACUGAAUACUUUCCAUUUUGCUGGUGUAUCAUCAAAGAACGUAACUCUUGGUGUCCCUCGAUUGAAAGAAAUUAUUAACAUCAGUAAACGGCCAAAAGCUCCCUCGCUAACUGUAUUUUUAACUGGCGCAGCUGCUAGAGAUGCUGAGAAAGCAAAAAAUGUACUUUGUCGUCUUGAGCACACGACCUUGAGAAAGGUAACAGCCAACACAGCCAUUUACUAUGACCCAGAUCCACAAAAUACCGUGAUCGCUGAAGAUCAAGAGUUUGUAAAUGUUUACUACGAAAUGCCUGACUUUGAUCCGACUAAAAUAUCACCGUGGCUACUUCGUAUCGAGUUGGAUCGCAAGAGAAUGACUGAUAAAAAAUUAACUAUGGAACAAAUUGCUGAAAAAAUAAACGUUGGUUUUGGUGAUGAUCUUAAUUGUAUAUUUAAUGAUGACAAUGCUGAGAAAUUAGUUUUACGAAUAAGAAUAAUGAACAGUGAUGACAAUAAAUUCCAAGAUGCUGACGAGGAGAGCGUUGAUAAAAUGGAGGAUGAUAUGUUCUUACGUUGUAUCGAAGCAAAUAUGCUUAGUGAUAUGACACUUCAAGGUAUUGAAGCUAUUGGCAAAGUAUACAUGCAUUUACCCCAAACAGACGCCAAGAAACGUAUUAUUGUAACAGAUACAGGGGAAUUUAAAGCCAUAGCUGAGUGGUUGCUGGAAACAGAUGGUACGAGUUUGAUGAAAGUACUGAGUGAGCGUGAUGUCGAUCCUGUUAGGACAUUCUCGAACGAUAUUUGUGAAAUAUUCCAAGUGUUGGGUAUUGAGGCUGUACGUAAAUCUGUUGAAAAAGAAAUGAACGCUGUGUUGCAAUUCUACGGUCUGUAUGUAAACUACCGUCACUUGGCGUUGCUUUGUGAUGUAAUGACUGCCAAAGGACACUUGAUGGCUAUUACACGUCACGGUAUCAACAGACAGGACACUGGUGCGCUUAUGAGAUGUUCAUUUGAGGAAACUGUUGAUGUACUGCUCGAUGCAGCUUCUCAUGCUGAGGUCGACCCAAUGAGAGGUGUGUCAGAGAACAUUAUUAUGGGACAAUUACCACGUAUUGGUACAGGAUGCUUUGAUUUACUGCUCGACGCUGAAAAAUGUAAGCAGGGUAUUGAAAUUCCGUCGGUUGUGGGUGCGAGUGUCAUGGGUGGAGCUGGCAUGUUCUUUGGAAGCGCUGCUACGCCGAGUAUGAGUCCACAGAUGACUCCUUGGAACCAAAUGGGAGCCACUCCUGGCUACGGUGCAUCUGCCAUGUCUCCGGCUUUAGGAAGUGGUAUGACACCUGGAGGAGCUUGCUUCUCACCAUCUGGUGCUUCGGACGCAUCAGGUUUAUCACCAGCGUACUCGGCGUACUCACCACAACCUGGCAGUCCUGGAAGUCCAGGUCCAAGUAUGAGUCCUUACCCAAUGUCACCAGCAGGCGGUGCAUCGCCCAGUUACUCACCAACUUCACCGGCAUAUUUACCAACGUCUCCAAGUAUGACUCCGUCGAGUCCUAACUACUCUCCAACUAGUCCGACGUACUCGCCGACUAGUCCAAAUUAUUCACCAACGUCUCCCAGCUAUUCUCCAACAAGCCCAGGCUAUUCUCCAGCAAGUCCAAGCUACUCACCAACCAGUCCCAGUUAUUCACCCACAUCUCCAAGCUAUUCACCAACCAGUCCGAGUUAUUCUCCGACAAGUCCCAGCUACUCUCCCACAUCUCCCAGUUAUUCUCCUACCUCACCAAGUUAUUCACCUACAAGUCACAGCUAUUCUCCAACAAGCCCCAGCUAUUCUCCAACAAGUCCUGGGUAUUCGCCAACGAGUCCCAGCUAUUCUCCAACAAGUCCAGGCUAUUCUCCAGCGGGACCAAGUUAUUCACCAACCAGUCCAUCAUAUUCACCAAGCUCGCCCAAUUACACACCUCAAUCACGUUCUUAUUCACCAACAAGUCCCUCAUAUUCACCAAGCUCACCACAAUAUUCACCAGCCAGUCCGAGCUAUUCACCCAGCAGUCCAAAAUAUUCCCCAACGAGUCCAAGUUACUCGCCAACAUCACCAUCAUUUGCUGGCACCUCACCUCAAUACACACCAACGAGUCCAACGUACUCACCCACCAGCCCAACUUACUCCCCGACGAGUCCCUCAUACUCACCGAGCUCACCUCAACACACCGCUGGCGGGAGCACAAGAUAUUCGCCCAGUAGUCCGAACUAUUCGCCCACCAGUCCCACUUAUUCACCCUCAAGUCCACAAUACUCUCCAUCAAGUACAAAAUAUUCUCCCACAAGUCCAACCUACACACCGACAUCUCCAAGCUACUCACCAACCAGCCCAACUUAUUCUCCUCCAGUGCCUGGUUAUUCACCGACAAGUCCAACAUAUUCACCAGCUUCGCCAGCCUACGAGACCGAUGACUAAAGAUAAUACCAUUGAAGUUAGAUAAUAUAUUUUGUUACACUGUUUCCUCAUUUGAUUUAUUUCGAGCUCUCAUUAAUUUCAAUUUUUAAUGUAAGAUACCUGUUUAUUUAGUUUCCUUUACUAUUAAUUAUUUUAUUUACUCUACGAUAUAAUUUUCUUAUUUUAUUAUUAAAUAAGUUCAAGUAUUGUCUUAUCAUAUUAAACAUAAGUCAAUAAUAUAAAUUAUUAUUACUACUAUUACUAUUAUAAUUAUUAUUAUUAUAAUAAUAUAUUAUAAAUAUAAGUAGUUGAUCUUAUAUGACGAUAAAAA